Molecule: messenger RNA, 2649 nt
Organism: Contarinia nasturtii (swede midge)
Lineage: Eukaryota; Metazoa; Arthropoda; Insecta; Diptera; Cecidomyiidae
Gene: Rs1
Product: probable ATP-dependent RNA helicase DDX27
Exons: 6
Coding region: 138-2618 (826 amino acids)
Molecular function (GO): RNA helicase activity; nucleic acid binding; ATP binding
Source: RefSeq, a predicted model, not a curated record
GUGAAAUUUCUGUACACAACAUUGUGCGACGAAUAUAAAAUACUUUUUUUGUAAUACCCGGCUGUUGCAGAGUAUUUUAUUCGCGGAUUCAUACCAUUUUUCCGCAGUUUUUUCUUCUUGUCAUAAAUAGAAAUAAGAUGGAUUUGAUCAAAACGAUUGAAGAAGAUGCAGAAGUGGAAAAUUUUUCCGAUGAUUCCGAUGCUGAAGUCGAGUAUCAACCAACAAAAAUGCGACGAAAGAAAAAGGAAGAGUUCAGCGAUAGUUUUGAGUUUGUUUCGUCAGUAAAACAAUACAAUCAUGACACAUGGGAUGAUUUGAUGAAAUAUGUGAAACGAAAGGCACGUACAAAGACCGAUGAUAAAAUUGCCGAAACAUUGAAAAAUCGUACGGAUGAUGGGCUGAACGAAUCAGACGACAAUGAUGAUGAGGAAAAUGAGGAUGAAUUCGAUUUAUCCGAAGAUGAGUUGAAACACGAUAAUUUGCGAUUGAAAGAAAAACGUAAGAAGAAACAACGCAAAGGGCUUGACAUGCCGGACAGUGAUGGUGAAAACAAUGAUGCCGACUUCUUUGAAGAGGCUGACGGUAGCGCAACAGUAUCAUCAUUCUAUCAAAUGAAUUUGUCGCGGCCAUUGAUGCGAGCAAUUGGCGUUCUUGGCUAUACAUACCCAACGCCAAUUCAAGCUUCCACCAUCCCAAUUGCUCUUUUGGGCCGUGAUAUUUGCGGUUGUGCUGCAACGGGUACGGGUAAAACGGCCGCUUAUAUGUUACCGACACUUGAACGUUUACUUUAUCGACCGGCCAACAAUCAAUCGGUGACCCGUGUAUUGGUAUUGGUGCCGACUCGUGAGCUGGGCGCUCAAGUAUAUCAGGUGUCGAAGCAAUUGUGUCAAUUUACGACCAUCGAAAUGGGUUUGGCAAUCGGUGGUUUAGAUUUGAAAGCACAAGAAACAAUAUUGAGACAAAAUCCAGACAUUGUUAUUGCCACACCAGGUCGUCUUAUUGAUCACAUCAAAAAUACACCCAGCUUUACAUUGGAUUCAAUUGAGGUGCUGAUUUUAGAUGAAGCUGAUCGAAUGUUGGAUGAAUAUUUUGCCGAACAAAUGAAAGAGAUUAUCAAAAGUUGUUCACGCACCCGACAAACAAUGUUAUUUUCGGCCACAAUGAGCGAACAAGUUAAAGACUUGGCCGCCGUUUCAUUGGACAAACCGGUUAAAGUGUUUGUGAAUACAAAUCAAACGGUUGCGUUUAAUUUGCGUCAGGAAUUUAUUCGUAUACGAAAACGGGCCGAUCCAAAACCAAUUGAAAACGGAAAUAAGGAGGACAAUGAAGAGGGUGCUGAUGCUGGUGCUGCAGACGAUUCGGACGAAGAAGAGCGUUCGAAUAAAAAGCAUCAUCGACGUGGUAAGGGUCCACAAAGACGUGGCGGUAAAAAUCUCCAAUUGAUGAAAGAGCGUGAUGAAAAAGAGCGCGAAGACCGAGAUCGUGAACCAAUUUUGGCCGCUCUAAUUUGCCGAACAUUUCAUGAUCACUGUAUGAUUUUUGUGCAACGCAAGCGUCAAGCGCAUCGUUUACACAUUUUACUUGGUUUGUUGGGCAUUAAAGCCGGCGAAUUACACGGUAAUUUAACACAACAACAACGUCUUGAAUCGUUGAAACAAUUCAAAGAGGAGCAAAUUGAUGUACUGAUUGCAACCGAUGUGGCGGCACGUGGUUUGGAUAUUGUUGGCGUUAAAACGGUUAUUAAUUUUAAUAUGCCAUUGUCAACGGAACAUUAUAUUCAUCGUGUUGGUCGUACAGCGCGUGCUGGUCGUGCCGGUAUUUCCGUAUCAUUGGCCGAUGAACGCGAACGUAAACUAGUCAAAGAUAUUAUCAAAAGUGCCGAAACACCCGUCAAAAAUCGUAUCAUUCCUACCGAAAUUCUUGAUAAAUACACAAAGAAAAUGGAAGCACUAGAACCAGAAAUCAGGAAAAUUUUAAAUGAAGAACGUGAUGAACGAAUGUUUGCAAAAAUGGAACAACAAAUUUCCAAACAAGAAUUAUCAUUAAGAGGUAUGGGCGAUCGAGAGCGUACAUGGUUCCAAUCGAUGAAAAAACGCAAACAAGAAAAAGAACGAUUGGAUAAUAAUUUCAAAGCAACCGAAGCAGCGAAAAAUGUAAAUGGAAAACGUACAGCCACCACAUCGGAUCUUAGCAAAUUAAGCGAAUCGAAACGAAAAAAGAAAGAAGAAGCAACGGCCAAGAAAACACCAUCACAAAUGGCCAAACAAAAGGUUCGUGAUCAUCAAGAGAAGAUUUCAUUCCUUCGUGCCAAAGCUAGUAAAAUUGCACACAAAACCAAACGAAUUCGGCAAAUUGACGAAAUGAACAAUGAUCGACACAUGGCAAAUAAUAAAAAUAAACGAGUAUCAAAAUUCUCGGUUGAUUUAACCAAUACCAGUCGUCGUAAUACCAAGAAACUUAGGUACGAUGCCAAUUCACACAAGAAAACGCAAAAAUUGGAUGCCAAGAAGAAGACAAGCAAAGUUAAACUCACUAACAAAGCUGGCGAAAAUAAGUUUAACAAAGGCAAAAACUUUCGUGCACCACGAAAAACAGGCAAACCAGGAAAGAAAAAGUAGUGACCGUCUCCAUUUUCAUUGAUUCAAAUGU